AUGGAUCCAGAAAGCAAGGAUUCCACCGAUGUUGAAUUGACAACUGAUAGAUUUGAUGACUUAGAUAUAGAUGAGAAAACCAAGAAGGUUUUAAGGUCCAAGGGAUACGUGUAUUUAACUAAAGUACAAAGCAAGGUACUUCCUCUCGCCCUGUCAGGAAAAAACUUGGUGAUUCAGUCUCCAACCGGCUCUGGAAAAACUCUGUGUUUUUUAUUGCCCGCUGUGAAGCAUUUGUUUGACGAUGGCUACAGUGGCAAUUUGCCAAUCGACGCCAACCUUUUGGGGUGUAUUUGCCUGGCCCCUACGAGGGAGCUGGCGAGUCAAAUAGCGCUGCAGAUGAAGGACCUCGCGGCGCCACUUAAGCUGAAUUCCGGAUGCUGCAUCGGAGGAGUGAGGGACAAGUACGAUAAGAAAACGGCAAACAGACUGCACAUACUGACGGGAACGCCCGGGAGAAUUCUUGCGCUUUUGAGCAGUCAGUCGCUGCCGGACACUUACAACAUUAAGAUGCUGAGUAAGUUAACCUGCGUCCUGGAUGAAGCCGACAGGCUAAUCGACAUAGGAUUUAGAAACGACAUAAUCAGCAUCGUCGACUUCCUGCCGAAGGACUUGCACUUCAUGUUCUUCAGCGCGACCAUUAAGUCGUCGCUCAAGGAGCUCUGCAACCUGCUGCUCAAGGACGUGAGCUAUGAGCUGGUGUGUCUCGGGGCGGACGUCGACGCGGUGUCCGAGUCGAAGCUUAGGCAGGAGUUCUUGUGCAUCCCCCCCAAGUUUAAGCUCACUGCGCUCUUCUGCCUGCUCUCCAAGCACCAGAACAAGCGCAUCAUCGUUUUCCUCUCCACGUGUAAGCUUGUGCGUUUCAUGUACGAGGCCUUCAAGAGGAUGAUCCCGGCGAUACCGAUGACUGAGCUCCACGGGAAGCAGAGUCAGAACAAGCGGCUGACGCAGUUCACGCGCUUCGCGGCGAAGCAGAACCACGGCUGCAUCUUCACGACUGACCUUGCGGCGCGCGGCAUCGACUUCCCGUCGGUCGACCUGGUCAUUCAGUUCGACCUCCCGGACUCAGUUUCAACCUACACGCACCGCGUGGGAAGGACGGGACGACUGUCGGUUCAGGGCUUUCGGAACUACGGCCGCACGGUGCUUCUGGUAAGCGAGGCGGAACGCGAGUUUAUCGCACAGGUCAAGUCAAACGGGAUCACCGUCCACGACCUGACGAAGCUGUCCACUCCCCUGAUUCAGAGGAGGGAGGACUACGUCACGAGAAAGUUCCAAGCUAUUCUGGCCAAGGAGGCCUGGAUAAAGGAGAUGGCCCAGAGGUCGCUGGUGGCGCACCUGCGCUACGUUACUACCCGAGGCUGCGUAAGGCUGAAUAGCAGGGACAUCAUCAACGAGAUUAACGAGUUGUCGCUGUCCAUGGGCCUCCCUUACAGCCCUAACAUCCAGCUGGUGGACGCCGACGCCCCUAAUCCUCCCCCCAAAAAGAGCAAACUGAGCAAGCUCAAGGAGAAACUCAAGUUUAAAAGGUCAUUAAAGCUUAAAGACGAGUCAAGCAGAAUGCCCGCCUCCGAUAACCACGUACCCCGACUGGUGGAACUGGACGGAGAAACCCUGGGCCAUGGCCAAUCGGAUGACGACAACAGUGUUGUUGAUGACAAUGAUAAUUCCCUCAAAUCGGAUGUUGAUGACUCUGGUAGCGAUAACACGUCUGAUGACGACCAAGAUAACCAAUCUCAUGACAAUGACCAAGAUGACCAAUCCGACAAUGAGGGCUAUAACAGGUCUGACGAUGACCAUGAUCGCCAAUCUCAUGACGUUGACGACGGCCAAGACGAAGACGACAUUCUGUUUCUUAGUAAGACUGACGCCGACACCGACAUUGCGAUGCACGCAAACCUAUCUAGGGACCCGGACAGGGACCUCAAGAAGAAGCUCUCCAUUUCCAGGAGUAAGCUGCGGCUAAACCGACGUGGAGUUGCGAAGCUGCGCGGCGUCGUGACUCUGAAGGAGGCUGAGCAGAACCACAAGUUCUUCUCAGACGACGAAUUCUCCGAGGCCGAAGUUGAGAAGACCCAGUACAUAUCGAAGCUCCAGGAGGACCGGAGGGAGCGCGACCCUCUGGACAAGGCCGAGUACUGCCAAAUAAGGAGGGAGCGCAAAAGGUCCAAAAAGCUCCGCUAA
This is a messenger RNA of Theileria orientalis strain Shintoku, 2181 nucleotides long. Its product is annotated as ATP-dependent RNA helicase. The transcript is spliced from 3 exons. The record is from RefSeq and is a predicted model, not a curated record. Lineage: Eukaryota; Apicomplexa; Aconoidasida; Piroplasmida; Theileriidae. Gene Ontology annotation, molecular function: ATP binding; nucleic acid binding. Gene Ontology annotation, biological process: rRNA processing. Gene Ontology annotation, cellular component: nucleus. The coding region runs from base 1 to 2181 and encodes 726 amino acids.